CGGUUCGUAGCGGUUCGAGCUGUAACGGUUAACGGCUGUCACGCGUCUCAAGUUCCAUUUCGUUUUGCCGCUGUGUUUCGUUUGCCGUCUGCCGUUCGUCGUUUGCCGUUUCCCGUUUCCCGUUUCGUUCGCCGGCUGCACUUCCAAUGGCUGUUUGUUCCUUAUGAUGGAGACAUUUCUUGUCCUGGGCCUGUGUUUUAUCCUGUACGAAGCAUUGGAUUUCUUUCAAGGCUGCAUCCAUAGCAACACGCCCUCACCGAGCGACCAGAUCGAGGCCUAUCGCCGCGAACUCGACGAACAGCGCCAGCAGCAGCAGCAGGAACAAUUUCUGGCCGGUCUAACGCCUCUGCUGGGCGCACAAUUUGCAGCUGCUGCAGCUGCCGCUGCCGCUGGCUCUCAGUCGACGCUCAGCAGCACGCCCACAGCCUCGACGGCGAGCGUCAUUAGUGAUUCAUACGAACAGGAGCAGUCGCAGUCGCAGUCACAGUCGCAGUCGCAGUCGCAGUCACAGUCGCAGUCACAGCAGCCACACUCGUUGAGCACGCCGGGUCUGUUUCGGCCCGCUGCAUUGGGCUAUUACGAUCCGGAGGAUCCGUUGCAUGCCACCUCGUCGCUGCCACGCGACUAUUACUACCUGCAACAGCAGCAGCUGAAGAACAAGGCCAGCUCGCGAUCGUUGCUAUCGAAGUUCUCCACAACCAAUUCCGACAAUCGCAUCCAUCCGGAGGGCAGUGCCCACGGAGUGCUCGGCGCUCACAACUCGGCGGUUGUAACCACACAGCCGCUGCCCGUGGGUGAGUCGGCCGCCAGCUUGGGACUCUUCGAUUGCCAGCCGCAGCUUUUGCCAUUGCUGCCGACGGCGCCGCUCUUCCUGGAGCUGAAGCGGGCCAUAAUAAGCACACAGUCAGCGACGACGGCGACGACGCGCAGGACUAGCAGAAGGCGUUGCCACCUCGACGAGAACGAAGAGGAGGAGGAGGAGGAGGAGGACGAAGAGGAGGAAGACGACGAGCAGCAGGAACCGGAGACAAUUUGUCCAAAGUGCGUCGAGGAGGAAGUGCAGCAGCAAUACGCCGACGCCGACGACGAGGAGGAGGAGAAGCAACAGCAGCAACUGGAAGAGGACGAACACGAUCGGCUGUCUAGCAACGAUUCGGAUUGUCACGCCGGCGGCGCCAAUAGCGAGCCAAACAUCUGCGCCGCAUCGCAGCUGCUGCCACGCAUCCAUCACAUCGCCAUCGACGACAUUGGCAUCGGCGAGGCGAACCACUGCCUGGCAACUAGUUCCAGUUCCAGUUCUCACGCCGACUUCCGUGAGAUCGAAUGCGAGCGUCUGCGACGCAAGCUCCACACAGCAGCUGCAUGGUGCGGCGCCAUCACUACUAAGCAAAUGUGUGAGCAGCAAUCAAUCAAAAACUUGUAAAGACCAACAACAAUAAAAACAAAUGAAAAAAAAUUACA
Drosophila hydei is the source of this 1461-nucleotide messenger RNA. RefSeq names its product histone H3.v1. The coding region runs from base 164 to 1423 and encodes 419 amino acids. The record is from RefSeq and is a predicted model, not a curated record. The transcript has 3 exons. NCBI's taxonomy places the organism in Eukaryota, Metazoa, Arthropoda, Insecta, Diptera, Drosophilidae.